Messenger RNA from Cololabis saira (Pacific saury), 2616 nucleotides. RefSeq names its product post-glycosylphosphatidylinositol attachment to proteins 6 (gene pgap6). The coding region runs from base 91 to 2397 and encodes 768 amino acids. The transcript is spliced from 13 exons. The record is from RefSeq and is a predicted model, not a curated record. Gene Ontology annotation, cellular component: plasma membrane. Lineage: Eukaryota; Metazoa; Chordata; Actinopteri; Beloniformes; Belonidae.
CGGAGGAGGGCAGGUGUUCCUGCUGCGCGGGAGGGCAGGUGUACAGGUGUGCGUGGAGGUAUGGGAUGUUUGUGACGGUCGACGAGGACUAUGGCCGCGUGUUUGCUGCGCGGUGUCGUGUUCGUGGCCCUGGCAGCGUGGACGUCAGGAGACGACGGAGAACCGACUUUCGUGGCAGAGCUCUCCUCCAAGCCCGCUCAGAAGUUAUCAAAGUACGGUUGGUAUGGCAACGUCCGGCUGCAGAGGUUCCACAUCCCGGAGGAGACGGCCGUGGCGCGCUGGCUGUUCACCGUGACCAAGGGCCACAGCUUCCACUGUGGGCAGCACAACGUCACCAUCCACAUUCGGUGGGGUGCCCCUCCAGUGAUAAACCCAACAGGUUUGGUGUUUCCCAACGCGACGCUGUGGAGCCCGUCCCUGUCUCUGACUCUCCCAGUGGUCUCACAGAGCUCCACCACCUUUAACCUCAGCGACCCGGCGCCAGGCGACUGGUUCGUCGCCGCUCACCUGCCUGAGGACGACGGCCGUAUAGAGCAGAAGGGCUUUCCAUCCUGCUCGUAUUUCUUCCAGCCUCAGCUGUCAGUCAGGAGGGCGGUGGACACACCGGUUUUACAGCAGGGCACAUUCCUGACCCAGACUGCCGCUCCCGACAGACCUGCCCGCCUUAAGUUGUACGUGCCGGAGUUCGCCUCGUCCCUCGUCAUCUCUGUGUCCAACUGCUCGGCGGGGGGUGCGGCGGCGGCGGCAGAGGCGGAGGACUGCUGGCUGCUGCUCCGGCUGGGCUCCGUGUCGGAGCAGAUGAGCUCCAUCACGGUGAACUGCUCGGGGACGAGCUGCUCCGCUGCUCUGGCCAGCCCUCCCUGGGACCGCUGGCUCCCCGUGCUGGUGGAGAGCAGCCAGGGAAACCGCUCCGUCUCCUUCAGCGUGGCCUCCGACUACACGGUGGGCUGCAAACCCAGAAGUGUGGGACUGAAAGCAGACGACGGUAUGAAGAAGCUCCGUGGCAGCAGCAGCCAGACCAACUCCACCUCACCGCUCAAAGACGCGUUUAACAAUGAGACUGCAGCCCUGGCGGCGCCGCUGCUGCCGUCAGCGUGCGUGUGGAGCAUCCCCGUCCUCUACGAGGAGACGGACGUCCUCUCGCUCCGGUACACGGCCGUCAACGGCCCCAACGUCAGCGUCACGGACACCCACCCCACCCUCCUCACCUACCCCCUGCACCCACAGGCCACCGGCGGCACCCUCAACCUGCAGCUCAGUCUCAACACGACAAAUGCAACCUUGGGGAACGGUAGCAGGGUGGUUGGCUGCUUUUCUCCCUGGGCUCCAGUCCUGGAACUGAACCAGUCUCAGCCGUGUCGCACAGCUUUGUUCGGAGGGCACGGUGUCGUUGUGAAUGCCAGCGUUCCUAAGGCUGUGAUCCGGCUGCCCUUUCCUCAGUCAACAACAUGGUACCUCACCCUGCAACUUGAAUGCAACAGAAGCGACUGCAGCAACGUGUCGGUGGUGCCGGUGGUGCCGGAGGUUUUCAUCAGCGCCUGCGUGGAGGACUGCGGGACGUACGGGGAAUGUAGACUGCUGAGAUCCUACACCUACCUGUACGCCGCCUGUGUCUGCAAGGCCGGCUGGAGCGGCUGGGGCUGCACAGACGACUCCACGGCUCAGUCCUUCAGGCGCCAGCUGACGUCCACGCUGCUGCUCACGCUCAGCAACCUGUCCUUCCUGCCGGCCAUCGUGGUGGCCGUCCACCGCUUCUACAUCACUGAGGCCUCCGUUUACCUGUUCACCAUGUUCUUCUCCACGUUCUACCAUGCGUGUGACCAGCCAGGCGUCGCGGUCAUGUGCAUCAUGGACUACGAUACCCUGCAGUACUGCGACUUCCUGGGCUCGAUCUGCUCCAUCUGGGUCACCAUCCUGUGCAUGGCUCGGAUCUGGGACGUCGCCAAAUACACUCUGUUUGUGCUCGGGGCUCUGCUGAUAGCCAUGUCCAUGCAGCUGGACCGCAAGGGCCUGUGGAACCUGCUGGGCCCCGUCCUCUGUGCCAUCCUGCUGAUGGUCGUCACCUGGGUGUACCGAGGAGUCCAGCGCCGGCGUUGUUACCCGCCCUCCUGGAAGCGCUGGGUCCUGUACCUGAUCCCCGGGAUAGUCUGUGCCCUCGUCGGCGUGUGCCUGUACAUCUUUGCCGAGACGGAAGACAACUACUACUACACGCACUCGCUGUGGCACAUCCUGGUGGCCAGCUGCGUGGUGUUCCUGCUGCCGCCCCAGGAGAAGGACCGGGAGGCCUCGGGCUGGAGCCGGGGCUUCAGCUGGAGCUGGAGCUGGAGCUGGAGGCCCCGCGUGUGCGGAUACACGCUCUGCCAGAGCAGCAAGGACGAGCUCUACACCGUCACGUAACGCUGUUACGGGAGCCGUACGAAGAAGCACUCUGAAGGACCUGCCGGGUUACCAACAUAUACAAUCUCUCCUAUCUCUAAAUGGCUCAUUUUAAACUUAUAAAGUUACUACGGAAGAGUAUCAGGGCUAUGCAGGAGAAAAAAUAUUUGAGAGGGGGAGAUUUUUUUUUGUUGUGCACUUCGAGGAAAAAGUCGAAAUGUCGAUAUUAAUGUUGAAAUA